Drosophila melanogaster (fruit fly) is the source of this 2047-nucleotide messenger RNA. RefSeq lists its product as uncharacterized. The transcript has 5 exons. Gene Ontology annotation, biological process: vesicle-mediated transport. NCBI's taxonomy places the organism in Eukaryota, Metazoa, Arthropoda, Insecta, Diptera, Drosophilidae. The record is from RefSeq and is marked reviewed. Bases 498 to 1409 code for a protein of 303 amino acids. Gene Ontology annotation, cellular component: cytoplasm.
AUAUUUGCUUUAAGCGACGAUUCUGUUCAUUAAAUCUUUGUUUGCUGCACUUUUCGGAUUUUUUUCAAACUCUAAUAACGAUGGCACUUGACUGUAUUUGCUAGUAGUUCUUCAUAAGGUUGUCUGACUUACGUUCGCUGUGGCCAGAAGGAAGCUGGCAGAGGCCACGACCAAGAGGCAGACGUUGAGUACUUUCAUGUUACUGGUGGAUGGUUUCACUGGCGAAUGUUUGCUGACCGAUCCGUGGGGUUUGUUUAUAUAGACGAUUGGCCGGAGCCAUAUCAGUUAAGUGGCGAUUCGGAGGUUCGAUUUGCACAUACACUUUGGAAAACCAAUGUGCCGGCGAUAUCGUGGACACACAAAGGAAGAUAGCGAGAUAGUCAUAUAGCCAGAUUGUCCAGAUUGGACAGGGAUUCCUCAGAAAGAAAGGGGGAGAAAGCAAACAAAGGAGACAAACUGUGAGAGAAAGACAGAGCGAGAUCAAGACAGUGAGCGAGAUGGAUGUGGAGGAGAACUACGAAAACGCCGCCGAGAUGCAGAACAUGAACAUGAAUCUGAAUCUAAAUCCGAAUCCGAAUCCAAAUUCGGACAGCCAGCAGCAGCAGCAACAACAGAUGCAAUGUGAACCGUUAUUCGGGCUCACAACCAAUACAACAACAACCACAAAUCCCAUGAUGGCCAUUCCCCUGCCCGCGCCCCCAGGGCCGCACUCCGCUCCGAACAACAGUCCAAAUUCGAAUGCGAAUCCCAACUCAAAUCUGAGUCCCAGUCCAUCCGCAACAACCGCUAACGCAUCCGCAUCCACGAUCAAGUGUCUACCGACGAACGACUUCGAUAUCGACUCCCUGUUGCUGCAACAGUUCAGCUGUAUGGGCACCACGGACCACGAAGACCUCAUCAGCCAGUUUCAGAGCCUAAUGAACAACCAGAUGAACCGGGAAUCGGCCAGGUUUUACCUAGAGAUGAGUAACUGGAGCCUGCAGACGGCGGUGGGCUGCUAUCUGGACUUCUGCAGCUUACAGUCGCUGCCUUCGAUGAAGAUCGUCCAGGAGAAGCAAGUGAAUGCUCAGCAGCAAGCGUUUCAGCUGCAGAACGAUGGCACCGAGCGCUGGCCGAACAACUGCUAUCUGACCUCGCCCAUCCAGACGCAGCGCAUCAAUGUGCCCGCCCUACGUCCGGGCGAAACUUGUGAUAUCCUGGCCGAUAUGAUGCCCACGCAGCCGCCGACAAUGUGGCGGCUGUGCACUUCAAAUGGCUGGUACUUUGGCGAUGCCAUUUGGAUGAUACCGCCCGGUACGCAGGCCAGCCAGGACGAACUGCAGCAGCGGAUGGUGCAGCUGAUUACGUCGGAGGUGAAGCCGGAUAUCUAUCCGCAAAUCAACAUCGUGAUAACCGCGCACACCCAAUGAGCGCGGCGUCCAGCAUCUAGCAUUCGGCAUCCUCCUCCGCUUUCGAGCGGGGUCUUCGGUCCCAAAACUCAUCGAUAGCAUUUUAAAAAAAACCUGCGCGAUAUGACUAGAAUUUCCCUUUUCCCUCUUUUUUCAAAUGAGCAUACUGUUGUUCUCAGUAGUUGAUUUGUAUACAGGAAAAAAAAUUUUUUUUAUGUAGUAGCCAACGCCAUACAUAUACUACACAACCCCAUGUUUAACUAGAGUUUGAGUUCGAUUGCAGGACCCCCCUUUCGUUACUCCUCCCACUAUUCCCACUCCUUAAUUUCGGUGUCAGACAGAUCAGCUUUAUAUAUAUAUAUCGAUAUGUCGCGAAGGGAGCGAAGGGUGUGUGCGGCAAUAGGGAGAAAUAAAUUGAAAUAAAUUAAGUGAAAGUGAGAAUAGGAAUCGUGUGGCCACAUUAAGUUCUUCUGUUAGUUUUAGGCGGUACUGUUGCGUGUGCGUGCGAUUGUUUAAAUCAUAAUUGAAAUUUUUUUUUUCCAAUAAUUUAAAUUCCUAUGUUUUGAGUAAUCGAGAAGCAUGAAAGCUAAGAAACGUGUAACAAAAUUAGAUCUAAGUGUUUUAUUGAGAAAAAAUAAGAAUGAAGCAGAAGGAUUAAG